CUAUAAAGGCUGCAGAUAACCCGUGUUGAUGAUGAACGUCUCCUUCUCACAACACUUCAUUCCAUUCAUCCCUCAAUUUCAAUACCUUCUCCUCCGCUACAUCAUCUCACUACUCCGUUUUCUCUCCUUCUCUCAUAACAAUAACAACAAACAACAUGGCUUCGAUACGCCAACUCAACCAAGCUGCUCCCUUCUGGGACUUCCUCGCUGAGAUUGAAGAACGGGGGUCCUCCCACCACCAUGGCCACGACAACGAUGCUACCGACAACGAAGAGCGGUGGCACAGUCGCGGAGGUCGCCGCGGACGUCGUGGUCCUCACCACCGCCGUCACCGCGAGCCCACCCCGGAAGACGACGAAGACGACGAAGAAACAAUCCACGAACUCGAGCUAGAGGAAUCAUCCUCGGACAGCUCCGACGAAGAAAACGAUGAACCCCGCGGCCCCAAGCCACACCACGGCCGGAAGGGUCACGGAAAGCACGGCAGGUUCCACGGCAAGGGACAUGGCGGUCCUGGUCGUCGUUGCCACAGCCCCGGACCAGGUGGUCCCAGAGGCUUCGGACCCCGAGGCGGCCCUGGUCCUUUCUCGGGCCACAGAGGACCCCACGGUUUCGGCGGCCCAAGGGGUAAAUUUGGCGGUCACCACUUUGGUCCCCGCAGGGGCUGCGGUCCUCACGAAGACGUCGACUUCCUUGAGCCCUUCGGCCCUCACAGAGGCCCUCACGGCGGAUGCGGUGGUCGUGGCGGUCAUCACGGACCGCACCCGUACUGGGGAGGACGCAAGCACAUGCGCGGAUUCAAGCAUGGCGGACGAUGCGGUCCUCUCCCGCCUCCUCCGGGCUUCUUCGGACCCUGGAGCCGAUUCGGUUUCGACAACAAGAACAACACCGAGUUCCAGCCCGAAGUAGACGUCUACGACACCCUCGACGCUUUCCUCAUCCACGUCUCCCUGCCCGGUGCCAAGAAGGACGCGGUGGAAGUCAAGUGGGAUCCGCGCAAGUUCGAACUCAACAUCUCCGGUGCUAUUGAGCGCCCCGGAGAUGAAGAACUGCUGAAGGCCCUGGCGCUGGACGAGCGUCGGGUGGGUGCCUUCGACCGCAAGGUCCGCCUGGGCAGUGCUGCCCACCCGGUCGAGCUGAAUGCCGACGAAAUCACGGCGGAGAUGGAGAAUGGACUCCUCAGUGUGCGGUUGCCCAAGGUGGAAUCGGAUGUGGUGAUGGUGACCAAGGUUGAUAUUCAGUGAUUGGGACUGCUUUCGGGUUACUUGCUAUGGAAGUGAG
Molecule: messenger RNA, 1281 nt
Organism: Aspergillus uvarum CBS 121591
Lineage: Eukaryota; Fungi; Ascomycota; Eurotiomycetes; Eurotiales; Aspergillaceae
Product: Hsp20/alpha crystallin family protein
Exons: 1
Coding region: 156-1244 (362 amino acids)
Biological process (GO): response to hydrogen peroxide; protein complex oligomerization; response to heat
Source: RefSeq, a predicted model, not a curated record